Molecule: messenger RNA, 6809 nt
Organism: Ficedula albicollis (Collared flycatcher)
Lineage: Eukaryota; Metazoa; Chordata; Aves; Passeriformes; Muscicapidae
Gene: HEG1
Product: heart development protein with EGF like domains 1
Exons: 22
Coding region: 1-5400 (1799 amino acids)
Biological process (GO): heart development
Molecular function (GO): calcium ion binding
Source: RefSeq, a predicted model, not a curated record
AUGCCCAGACGCAUCGAGGCAGGGUGUGACCUGGCCACGACUCCCUCUGAGCCCCCACUGACAUCAGCCCUGGAAGUGGUGGAUCCCUUCCCCCUGUUCUCAGAACGGAAACAUGUGGCUGCAGAGGCAGUGGCAGAGCGGUGCUGGCUGUCGGCCUGCACAUCAGUGCUGACAGGUUCUAAGUUUUUUUUCUUGUCUUUCCUUCCAGCCAUUGAAAGCAGCCAUCAGGAGAGGAGUGCAAGCACAGAGAUGAGGACUCCAGGUGCUGCUGUGGAGCUGGUGACGAUGCUGGCUGGGAGCAGGGAGUGGGCAUCACUGCCUGCCAGGCACAGGGCAGUAGUGCCAGCAGCCAGCAGGCUCACAGGGCACGCUGCCAGUGAUGGGGAUGUCACCCCUCCAGGAGCAGGAUCCCCAGAGGACACAUCUGCUGGGACAGUGACCCACCUGCCCACCCACAGCCGUCCUCCUGACCCUGGAAGCCAUCACCAUGCUGCAGGCAGGCAGGGGAAAGGCAAGAGGGCUCUGGCUUCUCCCGACACCCCUGCAGCUGCUGAAGGGACAGCACCAGGCCCAGAAGCUGUUGGCACCAAUUUGGCUGAGGGGACACAGGGGGUCUGGAAUGUGCCAGGGUUUAACCACACUGUGAGGACAGCGCUGCCACCUUCGUCUUCAGAAUCUCACCAGCCAGGCACUGACGGCCUCUCUCAGCCCGUGAGCAGCUGGGUGGGCACUGCAGCUGCUUCACCCAGCCCCAGCACUGCCCUCCCUGCCCCUCUGGGACAGCCCCAGGCCUCCUCCCAAGCUUCAAGUACCCAGCCUGGAGCAGAGCACAGCGUGCUGCACCCCAGGGGUGUCAUGGGGACCCCCACAGCAUCACCUCCCACAGACAACUCUCUCAGAGCCAUUGGAAGCAGCCACCAGCCAUCCAACAGCUCAGCUAUGGAGAGGUUCAGUUCGGAUUUCCACACCACCAGCAGCUCCACUGCCACAACAGCCACCAAGGGUGGAGGGAGGACAUUAAGGUCCCUGCCAGCCAGCACCAGGCUGGUCACCAUGGCAGAGAUUCCCACCUCUGGGACUGAAAUCACCAGCUCUUCAGCCCAGAGCCAGACCCCUGGGAUGUCUGUGGGUGCCCAGGGUGACGGAGGCAGAGGUGCCACAGACCCAUUGCUCACAGGCUUGCUGUCCCCUUCAGAAAGUGCUUCCACAACUUUCAGCAGCAAUUAUGAACCCCCCAAGAGCAUCCCAGGUGUAGAAGAGGCGACGCUGCACUUGGACAUCCCGGGUGCUGACACGUCCAGCAUGGCAGUGGGGACACUGAUGUCCCCAGAGAAUGGCCACACAGCUGGGGUGACAGGGGACCCUGGCACCAGCACCAACCCCACAAGCUCUUUGGGAGGGGUCUCCUCUUCCUUGAGAACUGGGACACAUCAUCCCAACACUGAUCUCCCAGGCCCUCCUGGGGGCCCUUUGCUCACAAGCUCCCUCUCUGCCUCUGAAGGUCCUGUCCGAGGUGUCAGCAGCAGCCACAGGCCAGUGGCAGAGAAAGCCUCCCUCAGUUCCUCUGCCAGCAGCACUCCCAUUUCAGCCAUGUCCAGCAGUGGUGGGGGGCUGCCCUGGUCUGCCAAGGGCUCCACGUCCAGCAGUGCCAUGCCCAGGAGCUUGGGCACAGCCCAGUCCUUGCCCACACCUUCUGUGGGAGACACCUCCAGAGCUCAGGGCUCCACAGGGAUGACAGGUUUCACCAUGGUGGCAGACUCCUCCCUAACACACUCUCACUCUCCUUCAGAAGGUCCUUCCCCAGCUGCUGGAAGCAGCCAUGUGUCAUUCAGCAUGCUGUCAACAGAGAGAAGAACUAAUUUCCCCACCACCAGCACCUCUGUUUCCACAACAGGCACCAGGGGUGGAGGGAGGACAUUGAGGUCUUUGCCAGCCAGCACCACCCUGGCCCAAACAACAGAGAUUUCCACCACUGGUACUGAAAACAUCAGCUCUCCAGGGCAUUCCCAGUCUUCUUUGGGAACCCAGGGUGGUGGUGGCAGAGAUGCCACCCUGUCAUCCUUGAACCCAUUGCUCACAGGCUCAACAUCUGCUUCAGAAAGCACUUCCCCAGCAGACAUGGCCUCAGCAAUGGGAGGACCCCUGCCUCUCACCAGCACACCCAGUGUGGUGACAAGUACUGCCAGUGAGGAGAGCAGCACAGUGCCUGUGUUGGACACCCAUGGAGCUUCCAGUGCCACAGGGAGCUCCUCUUCCUCUCCCUCUGCCCCCCACAGCAGCACCCUGGACACGGUCCUGCUGUCCUCGUUGGCAGCAGAGCCCGGGAAGCAGAGUCAUGUUUCACAGAGCGGUGCUGGGCUCAGUGAGCUCCCAACAAAGCUGCUGCCUGCAUUUUCUCCAAGUGUUUCGGUGCCUUCACCUUCAGCCACGCUCUUCAUCCACAAGGAAGGGGCAUCUCAAGCCCCAGGCAGCCGCAGCACGUGGAGCACAAAAGCAGAGGGCCUCACAUCUCAUCUGGGCACAGAUGGGGACACCCACCCUGGCCCUGUCCCAUCCUCCACGGCAUGGCCUCGAGGGACACAUGUCUCCUCUGGCCGAGCAGGGUCCCCAGAGCCCAGGGUCACCCUCUCAUCCAGGGUCUUCACCUACUUCUCAGCUGCUGCUGAACCUUCCACUGUUGGCAGCAGCAGCUCAGGUGCUGAGAAGAGGAUGUCCAGCCCCAUCACCGAUCCCGUGUAUGGUUCAUCCACGCCUGCGGGUGCCGAGGAGGGGAUGCUGCACUCAGUGACAGAUGGCACAUUGGCCAGUGGCAUGGAGAGCUCUUCUCUCCGUGCUGAAGCUGCCAGCUCUGCAGGGCUGUCUGAGCCAGCCCUGCUGGAGCAGGGCAGGGCAGCCAGUGCCUCCUCCAGCAGCGGGGCUUUCGCUGGCUUCGCGACGGAGACGGCGUCCGUGCGUUCUGCCGAGAUACCCGCUUCCUCUGCCUUCCAAAACGCUCUCACAAACUUUUCAGGGAGCCAUCAGCCAGUCAGUAGCAUUGAUGCUGAGAAGAGGACCUCCGUUUCUCACACAGACGGCACAUACAUUUCAACCACUUACACCAGAGGAGGAGAGAGGACCCUCCUGUCUAUCUCCAACAGCAGCACCUCUGCUGACUCCUCGGAAAGUUCCACCUUUUUUUCUGAAAUUUCCAGCCCUUUUGAUGCCUCACAAUCAUCUGUGGCUCAUGACAGGCAGACCAAUGCAUCAAACAGCAGCAGUUUUGUUGAACCGUCUACGGAGCCGUUGCUGGUGCACCCUUCCAAACUGUCAGCAUCUGCUUCUACAGGCAUAGAAAAUACAACUCUAUUCAACACUGACUCUGAGUUAUUGACCACUGACAGAUCAUCUCUGUCUUCAUCAGCAUUUCCAGCCUCUUCCUCAUUGCCAUCACUGCAGCACUCGCUGUCAUCAACGCCCCCACCAACCCCUCUGUUUACACUGUCAGAGUCACCUGAGCCACGCUCGCCCUCUGUGAUGGCAUCUUCACCUCCUCUGCCAUCCUCCUUGCCCACUUCCUCUUUGCCCUCCCCAUCUCACUCAUUAGCACCUUUAUUGUCUGUGUUUUCAUCACCCUCACCCAUCUCGCAGUCCAGUGACAGUGACCAAGCAAGCACCACUGUGGCUACGAGUGUGGUCAGGCAGGCGCCCUCCACAGCUGCCACACCCAGAGAGACCAGCGAGCCCAGUGUCACACACCAGCCCCAAAAGAGCAGCACCUCCACACCCAGCAGGUCCCCUCUCCCUACGGCCCCCAUGGAGCUGCUUGGUGGACGGGUGGUGUCCGUGUCUGCUCCCGUGACAGUGACAGAGGCUGCCUCGCCUGCAGAUGCCACCACCCAGGGGCACACCUUUGGGAAGGCGACACUGCUGCCCACCACGGCCAGCACUGCCCCGCAGGCUGGGCCAACAGAUGCACCCCUCAGUCCCUCAGCAAGUACCACGAGUUCCAGCAGCACUGUCCCUGCAGUGACCACGGUGAAACCUGCGGUGCUGACAGUGCUGCCCACCCGCCCGCCCUCCCCAGGUGAGGCCAGCACCACCGAAGACCACAGGAGCCAGACACCCCCUGCCACUAAGCACAGUUACCCCACUGGAGAAAGCACAGGAGCCAUGGAGCUCACCACUGCAAAGCCUGGUAAAGCCACUGAGGGAAACAUCCCUGUCACGAGCCCUACUGAAGCCCCCACAACCACCAAGACCACUGUGAGCAUCACGACGACUUUGGCUGCUACCAAACCAACCACUGUUCCUCCACUGAGCAGCACAGCCGGGCUGAGGACAUCACCCCCAGCAACAGAGGUGGAUAAAUGUCUUUCCAACCCUUGUCCUGCACUGGCCACCUGCAACAGCACCCAUGGCUCCUAUAUCUGUCAGUGUCCUCUUGGAUAUGAGCUGGAAAAAGGAAAGUGCAAUUUAGUGAGAGUAUUUAUUGGCCAGGUUCCCCUGAAACUUAAUAUCACCCACGGGAAGUACACAGAGCUCUUCCACAUUGAGAGGGAGAUCCUGGAGAUGCUCAAUGCAUCGCUGUCAGGCUUGCCAGGAUACCACCACUCCACAGUUAAGGCAAGCAGGGAGGCAAAUUUUGUGCAUGUUUCAGUGCAAUCCACGUUCUCUUUAGCAUCCAACGUGACUUUCUUCGAUGUUAUCAGCAGUGUGAAAAGCUACAUUCGAGCUUGCAAAUCCCCCACUGAAGCCUGCCAAUUCAUCUCCAGCCUGAAAUCACUCCACAGAGCUGGCAGCUUGUGCAGACAGAAAGACCCUGAAUGUGACAAGGAAACUUCAGAAUGCACCGACUUUGAUGGAGUUGCGCUCUGCCAGUGCAAAAGUGGGUACUUCAAAUACAACAAGAUGGACCACUCCUGCAGAGCCUGUGAAGAUGGAUUUAAGCUGGAAAACGAGACCUGUGUGAGCUGCCCUUUUGGCUUGGGUGGAUUCAACUGCGGAAACCCGUACCAGCUCAUCACGGUGGUGAUUGCAGCUGCAGGAGGGGGCCUGCUGCUCAUCAUGGGCAUAGCUCUGAUUGUCACCUGCUGCCGGAAGAAUAAAAAUGACAUAAGUAAACUGAUUUUCAAGAGUGGGGAUUUCCAGAUGUCGCCCUAUGCUGAAUACCCGAAGAAUCCCCGGGCACAGGAGUGGGGCAGAGAGACCAUCGAGAUGCAGGAGAAUGGAAGCACCAAGAACCUGUUGCAGAUGACAGAUGUGUAUUAUUCGCCGACUGGACUGAGAAAUCCUGAACUGGAAAGAAAUGGACUUUAUCCUCCCUACACUGGUUUGCCUGGAUCUCGACACUCGUGCAUCUACCCUGGACAAUACAAUCCGUCCUUCAUCAGUGACGAAACCAGAAGAAGAGACUAUUUUUAACAGAGUGCAGAGGGAGUGGAAGAUUGACACAGUUGUGUGGCCCUUAAUCCUCAGCUUCAAUCUGUCUCCUGGGUAGUUCAGGCCACAUCAAUCUUACUCUUCCCAUUUAAUAGGAAGGACUUUGAACUUCAUGCUGAGCAUUGCUGCCCUGAGGGACGGUCACAGUUGCUGAGCAGCAGAGAGGAGGAGGAAGAGGAGGGAAUGGCUCAAGAAGCACAUCACUAAAAGACCCAGAGGGAAGCUAACACAUGUACUCCUUGUUCGUUCUUCACUACAUGGGCAAGCAUGGAUCAGUACAGGCAGAAGAAGUGUGCCCAGCACUCUGCAUUGAAUACCACUAGGGAGUGUCUUGUUUACAGAUCUCCUUCACUGUUGACUCUGCUUGUCUUCCUAGCCAGCCUUCAUGCAAAGAUUCACUGUGCAGCUGCUUUUGGUCAGGCAAGUUUGUCCACUCCCUCUUAGACCACUGCCUUGCUGUUGGCUUCAUGCAUGUCAGGCAAGCUGGCUUGUCUUCUGGCCCUCACCUUCUCACUGGUAAAAGUUCUCCAGAUUUCUGGGUCCUCGCUAAAGCCCAGUGUCUGGCAAUAUUGGCUGAAUUCAUGGGCUGAUUGUCUCCAAGGGGUGCAGGAAAGUUAGUCACACCACUGCAAUUUUAAUGGAAAAAAAAGGCACAGUUGUUCCUCUGUGCUGCUUUGAAAACCUUCUGAAAAUGGGAAUGUGGUUGUUUUGUCAAGCAAUGUUGUUCAGAAGUGAUGCCACUACACACCAUCACGGUGCUUCCAUAUGGGAUCCUUUGGGGCUCUGUUUUCCUGCAAGGAUUUAAAUGCCUGUAGACACAGCAAUACAAUAUUAAAUAAUUACUGACAGGGAAGAAGAUGAGCUGUGAAUUCAGAAUGCUUUUUAUGAGGAAUUUGUGAAGGAAUGAUAACGCUAUAGCUUGGCUGGGCAGAGGAAUCUGAAUUCUGGGCACUGAAGGUGGGAUAUGUUUUCAAACCUCCACAAUCCACCUUGAAUUUGUAGGAGCUGUGGAGGCUUUUAGUGCAUUGGAAAAGAGGGCUUACUGCAGCCAGUUGCAUUUAAGGAAGAGAAAAACAUGAUGCUUGCAAUCCUAGCAUAGCAAAGGUCACUUAUGUUGAAGUGUUUUUCUUUCUUCCAUCCUAGUUUCGAGUGAUUCAGACCAGGCAAGUUUCCUCACCCAGGUGUGUUCGUUCAUAUUAGCAGAAGCUGAAGAAUGUAAGUUAUUGCAUUUCUCACCAAGAUCAGUUUGAAACUCAUGGACUGUAUUCUGACCUAAAGUGAGUGUUGAAAGAGAUCUUAUUAAUCACAGAACCCUGGAAUGGGUUGGGUUGGAAGGGAUCUUGCAGAUGAUUUUUUUCCAACUCCUCUGCCAUAAGCAGGGACACCUUCCA